Molecule: messenger RNA, 630 nt
Organism: Endocarpon pusillum Z07020
Lineage: Eukaryota; Fungi; Ascomycota; Eurotiomycetes; Verrucariales; Verrucariaceae
Exons: 1
Coding region: 1-630 (209 amino acids)
Source: RefSeq, a predicted model, not a curated record
AUGGGAGAGAAGCGAGAAGAGAGAAGCGAGAAGAGAGAAGCGAGAAGAGAGAAGCGAGAAGAGAGAAGCGAGAAGAGAGAAGCGAGAAGAGAGAAGCGAGAAGAGAGAAGCGAGAAGAGAGAAGCGAGAAGAGAGAAGCGAGAAGAGAGAAGCGAGAAGAGAGAAGCGAGAAGAGAGAAGCGAGAAGAGAGAAGCGAGAAGAGAGAAGCGAGAAGAGAGAAGCGAGAAGAGAGAAGCGAGAAGAGAGAAGCGAGAAGAGAGAAGCGAGAAGAGAGAAGCGAGAAGAGAGAAGCGAGAAGAGAGAAGCGAGAAGAGAGAAGCGAGAAGAGAGAAGCGAGAAGAGAGAAGCGAGAAGAGAGAAGCGAGAAGAGAGAAGCGAGAAGAGAGAAGCGAGAAGAGAGAAGCGAGAAGAGAGAAGCGAGAAGAGAGAAGCGAGAAGAGAGAAGCGAGAAGAGAGAAGCGAGAAGAGAGAAGCGAGAAGAGAGAAGCGAGAAGAGAGAAGCGAGAAGAGAGAAGCGAGAAGAGAGAAGCGAGAAGAGAGAAGCGAGAAGAGAGAAGCGAGAAGGGAAAUGGACGAAAAAGGGAAAAGAAGCAAGCACUAUGUAUGCAUGUAUGUAUUUAUUUAUUUAG